AUGUUUCCUACUGCUGCGCCGUCGAUUUAUCAGUCGCCAAAAUGUUUUGUUUCAUACGGCACUAUGGGUUACCUUGACAUCAAGCAAGCUCCUCGCAAGGGCAAGCCUUGGACUGCAGUUAUGUCGUUGGAUUUCAUCCAUAAGGUCGACCUAAUUCUACCUUCAGAGGCCUACGAUGCUGCAUGUCAGCAGUUGAGCAACGCUCAAAAUGCGCCUCGCUACUCCAAGGUAGCAAUGUCACUUGGAGAUAUUCUACAGGGCGACUUUUUUAAUGAGUAUAUUAAAAAGGGCAAGCAAUUUACCCUGUUCUUCAGUGCAUUGACCAUGUUCGUGGAUAAGGAGACAUAUGAACGUGCAGGACUUGUUGGUAAACCAUAUGGUGCAAAGGGUGGACGAGGGUCAAAACCACGUUGGGUGGUAACAUACAACCUUAGAGAUCCAUCCAUGCUUCGAGGACACAAGGGCUACGACAGACUGAUCUACGCCUUACAACCCAAAGCAAGCAUAAUCAAGCUCUUUAAACCCAUAUUUCGAUCUCAUACUAAUGCUUUCCAAGUCCCGAGUCCUGAUCCCCUACAAAAGUUCUCUCCUACAACCUGUACAUCAACAUCCAACAUAUCGCAGGAUAUCGCUGUUCUUCAACCAAGUCUCGAUGUCGACCCAGAGAUUCUCUCUGAAAAUGAUCGCGAGUCUCUGGAAUAUUUCGUCACAGAAGUUUACGAGUGGUUCUCACUCAUUCGCCUUGGUAGCUCGCGUGUGGAGCCUCGUGACAGCAUCGACCCCUAUCUGUCGAGAUAUUCUGUGCCAGGCGACGAUCCCGAGGAAUCCAAGGUGUGCAAGUUGAGUUGGGAGGGCUUCAUGUCAGCACAGUGGCUUCGUGGUUUGCUCAUGGAUGUGCUAGUUGCUUGCCCUUCGAGAACAUGGUUUUCCCUCAGUGCUACAAGCUUUUCAAGAAGUGUAUCUGGCAACAGUGAUGACCUCACUAUCCUGAGACCACCUAGCGCGGCCGGAAGGUAUCUCAUGUGGGAAACAAAGUCGUCGGAUUGA
Molecule: messenger RNA, 1047 nt
Organism: Fusarium subglutinans
Lineage: Eukaryota; Fungi; Ascomycota; Sordariomycetes; Hypocreales; Nectriaceae
Product: ribonuclease P MRP subunit POP1
Exons: 5
Coding region: 1-1047 (348 amino acids)
Biological process (GO): tRNA 5'-leader removal; endonucleolytic cleavage in ITS1 to separate SSU-rRNA from 5.8S rRNA and LSU-rRNA from tricistronic rRNA transcript (SSU-rRNA, 5.8S rRNA, LSU-rRNA); tRNA 3'-end processing
Cellular component (GO): ribonuclease MRP complex; multimeric ribonuclease P complex
Molecular function (GO): ribonuclease P activity; ribonuclease MRP activity
Source: RefSeq, a predicted model, not a curated record